AUGCAGCUGCAGCUGGAGGCGGGGGUCUGACUGGAUGGGCCCUAUUAGUAUUCCGUCCAUUGGGUGCGCAGUGUUUGCAGCCACAGAGCCACGUCAGGCCUGUAGCAGCUGCUCGUCUUCGACUGCCUCCCCAAGGUUAGAAAGUGAGGCAACGGAAACUUGGAGACGCAUCCAGACCGUGACACUGUUAUUAAGUUUAUAUCUGGGAGGGAGGGGGAAAAAAAGACCUUUUCUCCAAGAGGCUGUCGACUGUGAGCUUCUCGGUGAGGACGAUACUGACAGCGGGUUUUUUUUUUUUUUUUCCUCCUUCGUCUCUGUGAGGAGGUUGCGCCGCGGAGGGAAAGAUCGUUAUCGUCCUUCUCAUUUGUGCUUAAUGGAAACGCGCAAUCAUAAAAAAUGGUUGCAUUUGGAGAACACCCGUGAAUACCCGCCGUUUCCCGACAUCGGUGCGUCACAGGAGACAACUCAUCUAGCUGGAGUCCGGGUUGGGCGUGAAGUCUUCACAGUGCACCGCGUGCUGCUGGAGUGAAGGUGACUUGCGCCCCGCUGCAGUCAAUGCAAUGCGGAGAGGAGUCGCAGGCGCUAAUCCGGCACUUUCUCUGCGCUCCGGAGCUCAUCUAGGAAAAUAACUGCUCUCUCUCUCCGUCACAUACUCCAGGAGAGGAAGGCAGGGGGGGAUCAACAGAGUAAUAGCUGCAUUUUGGGGGGUUAUUGUCUUAAGGUGAAAACGAAGAAGAGGACGAUUAGGUGCGGGGUGGCGAGGAAGGAGAAAGUGGUGGAGUUUGUGGUUGGGGGAUAAGACAAAAGCGUUCUGUCCUAGGGCUGUUUAUUUAGUGGAUGUGUAUGCAUGAGUUCUGCAUCGAAUGGGCGCAAAAACCGCCCCAGAUCCACCGGGAACAUAUUCCAAAUCGGCAAGCCUCCUUACCGAGAGUCACAAAGGAGGGAGAGCACCGAAAGUACCCGCAAAGCCCAGCGCGCUGUGGCCGACUGCAGAAUGAUCGUACAAGAAUUCAAUACCCUUGUGGCUCUGUACCGUGAGCUGGUCAUCUCCAUUGGCGAAAUCACUGUCGACUGCCCUUCUCUACGGGCUGAAAUGCUCAAGACCCGCACCAAGGGCUGCGAGAUGGCGAGGGCAGCACAUCACAGCCUCUCCUUGAUAUCAGGACCAGAGGAUGGAGAGAUCCACCCUGAGAUCUGCAGGCUCUUCAUCCAGCUGCAGUGCUGUCUGGAGAUGUACAUCACUGAGAUGCUCAAAUCGGUCUGUCUGCUGGGCUCCCUGCAGCUGCACAGAAAAGGUAAAGAAUCUUGCGGUCCACCUGUGUUGGAUAGUAAGAUUGAAGAAAGCUCAGACAUCCCAAUCCUGGAGGACACCUCCUCCUCCCCCACUGACUGUCCUCAGCUCUGCUGGCUGGUGGCCACUGACAUUGAAAAUAUAGAAAAAGAUAUGAGAGAAAUGAAGAACCUUCUCAGUAAACUCAGGGAGACAAUGCCUUUACCACUGAAGAACCAAGAUGACAGCAGUUUGCUGAACCUGACUCCCUACCCACUGGUCCGACAGAGAAAGAGGCGGUUCUUCGGGCUGUGUUGUCUCGUAACCAGCUAAGGGCCCUGCCUUCGUUGGUAGGAGGCACCAACAAAGACACCAUUACCCACUGUUCUCUACCACUUGUGUCUCCCGCCAAUCUAUUACUGCCAUUUUCAGAUAAAUUGUCUCUUAUCUCUUCUUCUUUUUUUUAAAGGUUGCCCAUUUUAUAAUUUUAUUUUGUAAUACAAAGAAAAAUUGUAACUACAGUGUAAUGAAAACAAAGGUCAUAAACAUAUAUUUUAGGAUAUUUUGCAACAACCCCUCCAGCCCUCCACCUUGGUAAAUUAUUGCCAAUACCUGCUUGUCUAGUGUCAAAGGGAAUGAGAGAUCUAUGUUCAAUCUCUACCAUAAAACUUGAGAGAAUGCUGUGAUUAUUCAUAUUCUAAAAAAGGGAAAAUAAAUGUUAACUUUGUCAGGAAAUGAUGUAACUCUUUAUGACUAGAUGCCUGAAUGUUUAAAGGACGGUCACUGCAGAGAUAAAGCAAUGCCUUUGUCCGUCUGAAACGACAGGUGUGUUCAGAGUUUGUCGUGUCUCUUUUCUGUUUCUUGUUUGUUUUUUUCUUCUUCUUAAUGUACUUAAUUUAGUCUUCCAUAAACCAGGAACCUGUAAUCAAGCUUUACCUUUUCAGCUUCAAAAAACUAAAUAUAUGACACUGUACUCAUAAAAACGACUUCUUUGCACACAAUAUCUAUAAAUUGUGACAUUAGACUUGUAUAUAAGCAUAAUCUUUAUGAAAUGUUCCCUGAAUUAUUUUCAAAGCCAGGUCGGGUUGGUUAAGAGUGUUUUUUGAUGACAUUAGCGGAGACCACCUCUGUCUGCCCGAGUUAACCGGCAUAUAUGGGCACGGACACGGUGGUGGCUUCAUAUAAAAGGUGGUCAACGUUUAGGGUACGGUGAAGGUACAGUAGUCCAAACUGAUAAAUGUCAUUUUACAUUGUUAAUAAACUUUUGUUAUUGAAACGAAA
Cynoglossus semilaevis (tongue sole) is the source of this 2551-nucleotide messenger RNA. RefSeq names its product regulator of G protein signaling 7 binding protein a (gene rgs7bpa). Bases 848 to 1603 code for a protein of 251 amino acids. NCBI's taxonomy places the organism in Eukaryota, Metazoa, Chordata, Actinopteri, Pleuronectiformes, Cynoglossidae. The record is from RefSeq and is a predicted model, not a curated record. The transcript has 6 exons.